AUAGAACGACACCAGUCAUCGUGACAAAGCAGCAGAAAGUACAAGAUGGAAAACAAUGAAGCAAAUGACACGUACACAGUUUUAUACGAAGAGGGCGGUUUCGACAACGCCACAGACAUCGCUACAGAAGACGAUGGCUCCCCUGUACGUUCCUCCAUGGGCGUCGAUAUCCAAGGAUUAGUCCUUGGGAUCCUGGUAGUAAUCCUGAUCUCUGUGACCAACCUCCUCAGCUUGGCCGCCUUCGUCGUCGAACGACGUUUACGAACCUACAACAACUACUUCAUCAUCAAUCUGGUGGUGGUUGAUCUCCUGAUAGGCAUCAGCCAGAUCAUUGGCGUCACCCACACCUUUCUCAGGUACUUUCCCUUCUCUCAAGAAUUCUGCAAGGUCUACCUGGGUUGUCGCCAGGGGCUCUUCUUUGUAUCCAUCCUGGAGGUCGUCGUCAUCUGCAUCGACCGUCAUCGAGCAACCUACGAUCCUAUCAACCACUUCAUCUCCAGGAGUAAACGGAAGGCUGUCGUGAUGAACGUUUUAACCUGGGUGGUUGGUCUUGGCUUCUGGCUCUGUUACUCUACGGCCUGGGACUUCAUAGUAGAUGUAGAUUCGUCUCGGCACUGCUUUGCGGCCUACGUCAGGUACCCUAUCCCAAACUUGAUGCAAAAUGUCAUCACCUUCUUUAUUCCUCUGGCGAUCAUCUCCUUGCUCUAUGCCAGAAUCUAUGUCAAGAUUAAGGCCACGAUUGGUGGAAAAAGCGUCGGUCGGGAGUUCGAGGAUGGGAUGCAGGACGUGACGACAGGAGAAGGUUCCGUGGAGUCAUCCAACAACAGCAGUGGCAAUAGCACUCGGUUGAAGUCUGACGAACGCGUCGUGCCUUUCAAAGGCAGAAACGAAGCAGAAAGGGGGAUGACCAAGACAGGGGCCGACCGCGAGUCCAAGAACGAGAUGAUGAAAGCCAACCGGACCUUGUCCUACAUUAUCAUAUCCUUCAUCAUCGCCUGGCUGCCAAACGCCAUCAUUUAUCUCCUCUUUGCGAUCGACCCUGCACUUCUUCGGGUGCGCGCGUUCCCAGCCGCGGUGCGUCAAUUCUUCGUGUGGUUACGCUACGCGAAUAGCUUCUUCAAUCCAAUAUGUUACGCGGCAUCCCAAACACUGUUCCGCCGUACCGUAUGGGACUUGAUCUGCAGACCGCAGAAGUACUGCCACUGAAGCGACACACUCCAUUUGCCAUCAAUUAAUACAACCAUCUGUUGUUGGGCACAUGCGGGCAAUUCUAGGAGGUAAAACGUUUGGAUAGUUAUUUUAGGCACACAGGGGCCUGUCACUUUUAAGUUGUCAAUAUCAAUAUGUACUUAGGACCUUAUAGGAUACCAUUCUCCCUAUACCUGGGGGUUUGUGACACUUCAUGUUAAGUGGAUAUGAAUUUCAAGGAAAACCGGAAAAGAGAACAAAUUUAGUCAUUUAAAUUGGAAGGAAAUGGACUGAAUAUUUUCAUUUGUACAUAAUAGAUAUAUAUAUAUGUAUGAAUGAAUCUAGCUUUUCUAUUUUAACAUGCCGAAUUAAAGCACUUUUUGUCUCGCCCACCAGGCGUGAAGGCUAGCUGUCACACCUUGGCGUUUUAGACAGCGUAUGCCCGAC
This is a messenger RNA of Lytechinus variegatus (green sea urchin), 1635 nucleotides long. RefSeq names its product muscarinic acetylcholine receptor M3-like. Gene Ontology annotation, cellular component: membrane. The record is from RefSeq and is a predicted model, not a curated record. Gene Ontology annotation, biological process: adenylate cyclase-activating adrenergic receptor signaling pathway. Lineage: Eukaryota; Metazoa; Echinodermata; Echinoidea; Temnopleuroida; Toxopneustidae. The coding region runs from base 46 to 1206 and encodes 386 amino acids. The transcript has 2 exons. Gene Ontology annotation, molecular function: G protein-coupled receptor activity; dopamine neurotransmitter receptor activity, coupled via Gi/Go.